AAUUGAACGCGGUAAAAUUUCCCCCUCUCCAUUACCCAACUUCAGAGGCGCGAUGGCUGCAGUAGAGGGUCGCGGUUUUCCCUACAAAUUGUAUAGAAUGAUUGAAAACGAAUCAGACGAUUGGAUUAGAUGGAACGAGGUAAUUUUGUUUUCUCUUAAGCUAGCCUUUAUGAAUAUUUCCAAAGCGCGGUGGCCUUAAUCAACAGGACGGUGUGCUAGUCCACAGAUCAGUAGUAGUUGACAAUUUUAAUAUAUUUUAGGGAAUUUAUAUCGUGAUUCGCCCUUUCAAGUUCCCGUUUGUUGUGUACAUUUUGACGACCGUGGGAGUAGCUUGCAGAGCUGUUAAGUUUACGAAGUGAUCAUUAGGUAUUCUGAAGUUUGGCCAAAUUCUGGAAUUUUUUUUACUAACAGGGGAGCUUCAGAUUUCGCGUGUACUGUCACGUGACUUGGUGUUAACAAACCGUUUAAUAUUCAUUCUCAAUUUGGUUUUUGCUUGUAUACUAUUUUUUCCUCUGCUUGAAGUCUUUGAAAUUUGAAUAUUGAGUAUGGGACAUAAUUCUCGGUUUGCACUGUCAGGCAAUGAAAAAUAAAAAUGCAAACCACUCAAUACAGAGCGUCUAGAAUCUGGGAAAUGAAAGAAGAUCGAUAAAUAAGUAUAAAUGUACAAAAAGUCUUGCCAAAAAUCAGGUCUGUGCAAUAUUUCAAAUGCAAGAUAUUCGGAAAAACGAUUUACCUAAAUUUAUAAAGCUUUUUAUGGAAACGCCAUUUUGGAGUCCCUUUCAGGGACACCAAUAUGGCUGCCGGAUACCAACCGAAACAUCUGUUUUUGAGUUUUGCUACUAGCGCGUGAAUUCUUUGCUUGAGGAACUCAUAAAGAUUAAAGAGAGACAAGGAAUGUUUAGAUAGCAAAAUCUCCCAAAAUUGGUAAUAUUUUAAACCCACAUGAGAGCUCUCCCGGCCGUCAGCUGAAUGCCGUGUCACGCAAAAGCCUGGAACUUUCAGUGUCCUUACUGCAAAACGAGGAUCCCUUUGGAACCAAAAAUGUGUUUAUAUAAAGGUGUUUAAGUGCUGUAAUACCUCGUGAAAGUAGAAACUCAGAAGAAUCGAUAGUUUCUUAGUUUGAUUUUUUGUAACGUCACAUGCAAACCAAGAAUACUUUGUUACCCAUGUCUUCAAACCACCAGUUGCUAUUAUGGACUUUAAUUAUUAAAGUCCAUUUUCAUUUUACCACUGUAUGUUAUAGGAAUCUGUAUGAUUCACCAUUCCAUUUCACCAUUUCAUUUCUCCAGCUACAGUGACCUUCUCAAGAUUUCGUAAACAAAUGUUUUUCUGUUAAAUGAGCAAAAAGUAACUGUCCUUAUUGAAGUAAAAAGUGGCUGUAAAGUUUUUAUGGUAGCACGGUAGAAUGCGCCAUCAUGAAAGAAACCUUUUUAGCUUGUAUGUAUGUAAAAAUGUGUGAUGAAUAGUAGUGUCCACUCUCUGGCUAUAUUCUACUCCAAAUCAAUUUUGGUAUGUAUUGAAAUCCCGGUAAGUAGAGGUGGGGACCCAGAACAAGGGUUUGGUGCUGUUUUGCAGAUGGAGAAGAGGGGAGGAGGGGCUUAAUAGAGGAUUUUAUUGUAGAUAGAUUUGUUGGAAUUUUAUAUUUAAUAUGUAAGUGCUCAUGGUUUACAUUCACUGUUUAAUACAUUUAAAAUGGCUGCAUGGCAAAUUGUAAGGUCUUGACUAUAAAUAUUUAUUUCAUAUAUAAAGCCAUUUCCUUCUGUUUAUUAGCAAUAUUUAUCAUUGGAUGAGGUUUAUGCAGGGUUUAUUCUAGAGCAUGGCCUUGCGGGAUUUCUGCAGUUUUUGGAAAAAAAUGCCACAUAAAAUUUACGUUUCCGCAUCAAAAGGGGCGCAAAAAAAAUAGACCCAAGGAUAAGUUCUAAUUUUUUUUAAAUGAAGUAUUUGAAAACAUUACUGACAACAACACUGAUCUGACAUGGUUUCAGUGACCAGAAUUUAACAAGAACAGCCUUAAGGAACAGGUUAUGUGAGGAAUCCUUGGACAACUCGAUUACAAUUUCAAUUAAAGGACAUCCCUUUGUCCGAAUUUGAUUUUCAUGAGGCCUGUCAGGUAUGUCACACAAAAAAGAACAGGAGAGUGGAAAAGCGACGAUCUGAAUCACGAGUCACAGAGACUUUUUUUCCUAAAACUUGUUGCCUAAAAGAAACAAAAUUAUUCAUCCUAAUGUCGAAUGAAAUAACAGAAUAUAUAUCUAGCAAAGAAGCUUUUCUUUUAUGUUAAAGCAUUAGAGUCAUUUUAACCUCAUGCUCAGUACUUGCAAGUCUGUAAAUGAUAAUUUCAAUAAAUGUUCGUUUUCUCAUGGAACAGUCUGUACCAAUAAGUUCAAAUACCUUUUGGGGACCCCCCUUUCUUGAAAAAGGGUCCCCUCAAAUUACAGAAGGGGGCCCAUUUGACCCUCAUUGGCCAAUUGCUAGAAUAAACCCUGUUUUUGUGAUAUUUGGGAUAAUCAAUGUUGAGGAGAAACCUAGAUUUAUGGAUUCUGCAAUGCCAGGUAGCGCUGAUUUUCAAAAUUAACUGUUGGCUUUAAGCAAACGACCCGGAGUGGUCAAUUGAUAAAAAUCAAUAGCAAUCAAGUGAUUUUUAUCGAUUGAUAACGGAAAUUGGUGGAAAUCGAUAGACUAAAUGGCUGUGUCAAAUCGAUAUUAUUGAUUUUUCAUGAUUUUAAUGAUUUAUAAUGGUAAGUCCUACAUUGUUGUUUUUUGGCAUAAGCUACAUAGUACAGCUGAGAAAACACAUCCACGAGUAACAACUGAUCAACAAACAUGAAAAUAAGAAAUGUGGAAACUAUUACAGACGCAAGAUUCUCUUUAAAACCGUGACCCUUUUGCAUAUAAUAACAAAAAUGGUUCCGUUUAAUGACAUUCGCAGUUCUGGCAGGCAAGUACCACGAGAAAUACAACCUUAGAUAAAAAAUUUCCCAGCCAGAAUUUCAGACAUGCUCUAGAGUGUCUACAGUCAAAGGGAUGUCUGAAAUUCAGGCUAAAAGAUUUCCCUAGAUAGCUUUUCACCGUUUCCUGUUAUCAAUCAAUAAAAUCAGUUGAUUGCUAACCAUUUUUAUCGAUUUCUUUUUUUAUCUAUUGGCUACUCCAGGAAGUAACUACACGCGGAACUGAUGUUAUUUUGACAGGGUGGCAGAUCUAAGUUGUGAAAAAACUGGGCGCUACAAACCUGGCCAAUAUCGGCCAUCAGAAGAAGACUUUAUGGCGGGUUUUAAAGAAAAGAUAAGAUUUUGUCACACUUUUUUUUUUAAAAGUGAUGAUAGGUUGUUUGAUCCUUUGACUCUCAAUUGCUACUUUGUUGUCAACAAAUUUACUGUUUGCAUGGAAUCAGUUUUCAUUUUUGGAUGAACCGAGGAACGGAUGGAUGUAUCUUUCGAUGGAAUCGGUAAAAUCUAGACAAAUCAAGAAACAAAAUGAGUGUGUCAUUGAUUUUUACUGAUUGAUCGAUUCAGUCGAUAUCAAUCAAAUCAGAUUUACCAAUUUUUAUCGAUUUAUCGAUUGAUAAAGCAAUACCGAUUUCUAUUGAUUGACUACUCCGGGGAACGAGAAGACAGAUGAUGAGUCCAAAAUAAUAUUUAUGAUGAUGAAAGAUAAUUGACUUCUUGUUUUAAGCAACAACAUUCUUAGCAACUGCAAUCUGUUGUUGAAAUUGUCACUUUUAUUUCCUGCAGGAUGAUAAUGGCUUCCUGAUAUGUAAAGAUGAAGGAAGUUUUUUAAAGUUAAAAAUCUUUACAAGAUACAAGAUGGCAAAUAACUUUACAAACUUCAAUCGACAACUGAGUUACUGUAAGUAGCAUAAUUUGAAAUGGUAGCUGGGGUUGAAUUAUCAUGCUUGAUAAAGAGUGUUCAGUAACAGUUUUAUUAUUUAGCUGUUUGUGGUUGUUGUGCCAAGUACAUAGGUGUUAGAAAAGGAGCAGGGGGGGCUUUGCCCUCCCCCAUUUUUGUAGAAUAAUAAAUAACUUUCUUUUAAUUUUACCACGGUCAAUUACUCAUUAGAGCUAUUUUGGAAAGUUCAUGUAAACUUUCAGUUGUCUUUUUAAAACAAGGAACAACUUACUUAGCUGGUUGGAUUAGGACAUUUCUUUUUUUAUCUGCACUCCCUUCCCCCCAACCCCCUAUAGAAGGCUGUCCUAAGUAGGUUUUGUUGUCAGCACCAGUAUUGAAGAUUGCAUCGGAGGGGUCCAAAAUGUUGUUAGCCUGUUCGAGGCAUUCAGAUUGUUGGGAACACACCAUACUCCACUUUCCAAACACCUGGAGCAGGCUAAAAUGUUGUUUUAUUGCUUAUUGGUUGGAAGGGGGUGGGGGGGGGGGAUGGAAUGUUUAAUUUUAUUUUCAGCCCCCCAGUUUUUAUUUCGCUCUGCCUUCACUGGAGUAGCUAUUAUAAUAAUAAAAGACUGUUGGCAUGAAUGAUGACAAGUCUCAAUAAUUUGAUACUUGUAUUUUAGAUGGCUUCUCUUCAUACGGAACAAAGCAAGUAAAAACAGAACAAGGAAAACCAAUAUCUUACGGGUAUUUUCGCCAUAGAUCCAACUACUUCAGGAGGGAUCAUUAUGACUUGUUACAGUUCAUCAAAAAGGUAGACCAGUGUAUAUAAUGUUACAAACAAAAAGUUUAUUUAUAUUCGUUAUAUCAAUACUGCAUGAAAUAACCCAUUAUGAGUUACAGGUGGAAACGAGGCUGGAGUUGACCUUGUUUUGACAAAACCCUUCCUGCUUAAUUAUGUAAAUCUUUUUCUAAUGCUAACUAGUAUUUUCUAAGCAUCAAGGCCCACGUGCUGUGUAUUUUAUUGAUUCCGAAUGAAAACAGUGUAUCAUAAAGAAUACUCAACCAUCAAUUAAGGGUAUGUUCGAUUGCAAUCAAAUGCGAAAUGCAAGAAUGGAUUUCAGCACUGAGAUAGCUGUUUUUGGAUUUCCUGAAUUUUUACCGUUCGAUUGGGAGAUCCAAAAAGGAUUUGAAAAACUGUUCUUAAGAACAGCGGUCUUUCACUUGCACACAUUAUUAGCAAAAUGAAGACUGCUGUUCACGAGAAUAUUUUGCAAAUCCUUUUUCGGAUUUCCCAGUUGAUUAGUAUAAGGAAAUCCAUGAAAACAGUAUUUGGAUUUCUUAAUUGAAAUCCACCCUGAGGAUGGAUUUCUCAGAGGUGAAAUCCAUUUUCAGAUUUCGUGUUCGAUUGCAAAAUCCAAAAUCCAGAUUUAAAAAAAUUUAAAUUCGGAUUUCCCAAUCAAACACAACCUAAAUGAGAAUAUGGAAAACUUUAAGAGAAGAAAUCCAGUUUCGUGUAGAAAGCCGUCCUUUUCAAGGGUGAAUGGCAGCUAUGAAUUAAAGCAAUGGUUGUCUUUACACUAGGCUGUUAAGUAAGACUUAAGAGCCGCUAAGUUUCCCUUAACCAAAAGUUCGUGUGUGAAGGCCUAAGUAAAAUCUCAAGUAACUUUGCUUUGCAUCUCAUUAAAGUCGGAAAGUUGAAAUGAUUCAAGGAAGUUUCAAGCGACUUGAAAACCAUCCUUAUGACCAACUUAGCUGACUUGCGGUUUUGCGGUUUCUUGUGCUUUGAGAAAGGUGAGACAUGUCAAUCAGUCUUAAUUUUGUUGCGUGGGAAAAUAACCUGAAGUAAAAACAAAUCGGUUGUGUCUGAAACUUUAUUUUACCUGAAGUAAUUAAAAUUUACUUGUCUUGAAAUAUUUCUUAGCUUAUUUAGGUUAUAGUGUAAAGACUACCAAUAUGUUUCUCAUAAUAUUUGAAGCAAUUCCUGAUACUUGUUAUAUUUCCGUAAUUACUUUGUUUAGAAGACUAGCUUGACUUACAGCUUAAGAAACAAACAUGGCUGCUGUGUAAAGCACAAGGUUCAAAAACUCUAAAGUUGACAUCAUGUAAAAGUCAUGAAAAAUAACGAAGCGUUCAUUAGCAUUAUAUAACAAUACUGAUCUGAUUACUGUAGACUUGUUAAGAGCUUUUCAGGAAAGUGUGACAAUGUUUGUUCUCCAUUAUGGUAGUAAAACAUCUUAUACAUGACAGAAGGAAAGAUUGAAGGUGAUUUGUAAUCAAUGAGUAUCUUGUUCAAGAUCAGAUUUCAUCGAUCGCCCACCUGUCACAGGGCUUCGAUCUGAUAUUAUGCAAUGGUGCAAUUUCGCACAUCUGGCCUCAAAUUGCAUUCGAUCGCACAAUUUGAGGAAAAUCGCAUAAUUCAUAAAAAAAUGCUAAAUUCAAGUACAGUAAACAAAAAAAUCAAACUUUAAUUAAACACUUUUGCGAUCGUGAUGUUAUUUAAGUUGAUUUACCAUUAAAGAAAGCCUUGCAAGACAUCUGAAACCCUCAAUUGCAGUAUCUGGACAGCGAUUUUGAUUUCAGAGGCGAGCCAAGUGGUCAGCGGUGUAACGGCAUCAUGUAAUAUUAAACGAGUGUUUUUGUUCCUAUUUGUUUUCUUUUCCAGGUCAAGAUAAUGGGACAAAUUUAACUAUUUUGUUUUAAAAUAGAUGUUUUAUUAUUUUUUACAUUCAAAUUGCCUGUUAAACAACAUUGAAGUGAUUUUUGUCCCCUUUGAAACCUGGUAAAACAAUGUUAAUUAGCCCUGAAAAAAUCACACAAUUUAUUGCAUAAUAGUCUUAUUUUAUUGCAAAAUCUGCCCUGAAAAUGCUGCGUAAUUUCUGAUUUUUAUCACAUCCUAUCAGAAGGCCUGCUAUCAUGUUGCAAUACAUGCACAGUUCCAUUUCAGACAAUUUGACUCUAUUUUGUCAAAUAUUAUAAAAAUCAGAAUCAUAUUCGAAAUAAACUGCAACUAGCUUAUUUAAAACUCAUUCAAACUAUGUGAAAUGUAAUUUUAUUUCUGCAUUAGCUUUAUCCGCAGCACUUCACUUUCAAAUGACAACCACUAGUAAUUACCUAGCUUAGGUAUAUUUGUUUCAUGGAGUCAUCGUAAGACACUCACUGCUUGUUGCCUUUUAAUCCAAUCCAAUCAGGUCAGGAUAUAUUGUGACAAUGGAGAGUGAAAUCAGUGAUAAAAAUGAAAGCAACCAUGAUAGUGUACUUUGUUAAAUGAUGAGUGUUAGAGUGAUGUUUAAAGAUGAUAAAUAAAGGGUUGUCAGUUUUCAAUUUGCUUUUUUUGCUUUUCUUGCUCUAAGAAAAAUGAAGGAAGCCUAGUGCUCUGAACCUAAGAAAUCCAGAGUUCCCAGCAUAUGAUUUUUAUAAAAGACGAAGAUUUUCUAGUCGGCUACUGGGUGCUGCUAGAGCACAGCCUUGCUGAUUGCUGCAGGCCAGAAAGAUGCCAAUGAGUGACCAGUUAGAACAUGUUCAUGAUGAGCGAUAAGUAGUAAAGCUGAAAUUGACUUUAUCUUUUUUUGAGAUGAGAUCAGAUUUGCAAAACACAGCUUCCUGUACAUUUGUAAAAGAGUCACUCCAUAACAAGCAUAUUUCAAAACUUAAAUGUCUUUAACCAAUAAUUAUAAGGAGAGGAGGAGAAAAAAUUGAUGGCACGCCUAAUUGUUAUUGUUAUUCUGACACAACUUGCUAUGAAAUUGUACAUGUUGUUAUAUUGAUGCCAAGUUAGAGCACUCAUUGUGUCUUGGUUAGAGUUAUUAUGUUCAAAUGUAAAAUGUUUAACAAUGUUUAAAAUGCCAGGUGUAACACUUUUGAUGUUGGCGGUGGUGGGUCAUCCCAAAAUGUGUUCCCUUAUACGGUUGGGGCGGGGGCGGGUAAUAUGCCAGAGAAUUUUGGCAAGCUGGGGGGUCAUACAAGUUCCAAAUGACUUUCCCCCCAAUUUGCACCACACUCUCCCCACAAUCCCAUUAAAAGCUAAACCUCCCCUAAUUGCAGAAAUACAAUAUUGUGAUUGGCAAUGGUGGUAAAUUAAUAAAAUAAUUUUCUUUGCUUUUUAUUAUUAAUAGUCAACGCAAGGAACUAAAAGAAAUUCAUCCAUGGAAGGUAAGAAGACAAAGUUUUAUUAUCAGUGGCUGUGGCUUAUGUAGAUUUCACAUUACUCUUCUUCUGUUCAGUACAGCUGAUUACAGAGGGAGUCAUAAUAUGACUCCAGAAAUUCUGGAAUUGGAAAUUGAGAAAAAAUAAACGUUUUGUCAUUACUGGUGUUCAACAAGUGCAACCUAAAAAGUCAAAUAACUCUAUGACUUAAACUGGUACAGAACAUUAAAAUAAGAAUAUUUCGUGAUGAACGUGUAAAGAAAUUUUACAAUUUCUUCGAGGUCAGCAGUCCAAUCCCAAGAGCUUGGGCAAACACUUUGAUGAGAGAAAAAAGCAUGUUAAUAAGACUUCUGGAGCUUGAUGUUCAAAGCAGUUUUAAGCAGCUAAAGGUCUCUACUAAACUGUUAAGAGAGUGUCUCUGUAAGAGCGGUCCGGUCGAUUUUGCUUGAGACACAGAUUUAGCUCAUUUCUUGUGUGUUGUAAGACAUUCAUGUACCCACAGGCGGCCCAAGCUCAUUUCAUGAACGCGGACGUGACUCUUGCUUGCGAGCGGUGUUGUGUUACAAACGGUUAUUUACAAAGGUUUGUAUGGGAUACAAACGGUUUUUCUUAAAAGAGAGAAAAAAUGUAUUUUUUUUAAAAUAAAAUCAACUUACCUUAUUGCUCUGUUGUAUUCUUUGUUGUUUGCUCGCGUCUCAGGCCGUUUUGAAGUGUUUUCGGCGAGUUAGAGCUAUUUUGGUGUUCCACUGCUAAAAGAAAGACUUUUAGCAGUGGAAUAAGGUAAGUUGAUUUUAUUUAAAAAAAUACAUUUUUUCUCGCUUUUAAGAAAAACCGUUUGCAUCCCAUACAAACCUUUGUAAAUAACCGUUCGUAACACAACACCGCUCGCAAGCAAGAGUCACGUCCGCGUUCAUGAAAUGAGCUUGGGCCGCCUGUGAUGUACCUAUGCUAAAACCACAAUCCGUUUGAUCGGAUCUCCUUAUUUUUCAGAGUUUUGCAGAAAUUAAAUUUCACUCGAGCGAAGGCUUGUCGUGACACUUUUCAAGACGUUAAUUUGAGGCAACUUUAGCGGACAAUUUAAAAAAACUACGGGACUCAGCAAAAAAAAAAUAUCACAACCAUGUAUGUUAACUCUAUCUUAUCCAUCGAGGCAACUUUCGUGAACAUCACGUUUCAAUCAAGCAAACAGGAAGACUUGAACGACACCUUAUCGGUUCGCUUAAGUCACACACGCGAAAACCGAUCAAAUUCAAGGUAAAUUUUUGAAAAAGUGAGGCGUUCUUAACUGAUCCAACUAAUAUAGCUAGGAAGUAGGUGCCACAGAAAAGGUAAAUACAGAAAAAAAACUUUGCGGCCCGACCUUUGCUAAAACUUUAUAACUCCGUGAACUUACCUAAUUUUCGGCAAUCUCCAAGUUUGACCGCCAUUUUGAGGGACUUGUCAACGUGAAGCGUAGCAGAUAUAAACCGAGCAGGUAGAUCUAAAACCGUCGGAAAUACAUAAGAAAACAUUCAAAUGAACCUCACUUUCAAUUCAAGGGGCAAAAUUUGAACUUGUUCGUUAAACCUACCAUUCCUACAUCCCCAUGCGACCAUUUCUUCCAGCAAUUCAAUGUGUUAAACCACUGGUUAAACACUACAACUAGUGUUCGAAUUCCCCUCGUCGAUUCCACCGCGGUGUGCGACAAACGCAGACUGCAGACUUGCAGACUGGCAGGUAAACGAGGAAAACUUUGUUGUGGAAUGCUUUAACAGAGUCCCUAUCCCUAAAGUUAAAGUCAUUUAAAAGUUUAGUUUAGGGAUAGGGAAUCUGUUAGAGCAUUCUACAACAAUGUUUACUUCGUUUAUCUGCCAGUCUACAGUCUGCGUUUGUCGCACAGCGAUUCCCACCGUAAGAAAUAACCUGUGCCACCCAAGCUUCGACUCGAAUGUGAAAUACGAAUCAAAUAACAUAACUGCUUCAUCUUCGAGGUCAUAUCACGCUGGUAUUUUGAUUUUCUGAUCGACAAGAACGGUGAUUAGGAAGUGAUCGCCAUGUUUACCUCAUAAACGUGACCGCUGACCAGCCGCUGAGUGAAAACAGUACUGCGCGGGGUGGGGUGGGGUGGGUGGUGGCUUAUCGUUUUAAGAUAUUCGAAUACAUGCUAAAAAAGCUUUAGGACUCUCAGUCUAAACAGUGAAGGCAUGCUUCGUGGCACAGACAACUUUUAUUUUAUUCUCAUAACUUUUUCCUUUCAAUUAGAACUAGUAUUAAUUAAUAGAGUUAUUUUAACAUGUUUAACCGAGGUACCCAUAUGAGCUAGCGCGCCUCCCAAAGAAAAACGGAAGAAGGACCCAUACCUGAUCGCAGGUUAUGAAGUUUAUGUCUGUGUUAAGGAGGGAGCUUGAAGCAUUUGAUAAGCCUCCAGGCUUUCGAGUUGAGUUUCCUCGCCAGAAAGUAUUAUUUACAUGAAUAUAAUGUGUAUUCAAAUUGUAUAAAUUGAUAUUUUCUAGCAAAUUGAAAUAAAACCGAAUCACUCUACUAUCUGUUGAUGAUGUAAAGUAUAAAGUAGAUUCAUGAAUUUCUCAGCAGUGGUUCAAAGUGAAUUUAAAUAUUCCAAGUAAUAAUUAGUUUUAAACUGGAGCUCCUGAAUAUACAUAUAUUGAUUUUAUGUUACAGCUUUAGAUGUCCCCCACAAACGUCAAAGACAAGACUCUCAGAAAGAAACCAGGAAGAAAGUUCAUCCUAAACGGCUGCCGAAAACCAAAAACACUUCCAAGGUUAUUGAAUUUAGUGCGACAUUAGUUUACUACUGAAUGAUCUUAGUUUGCUAUUUGCUGAACUAAUGUCGAAAUUAAUCAUGAAUCCAUGACCAGUUAAUAAAAGUGUUUUUCUUCGCUUUUAUAUAUAUAUAUAUAUAGGGAAAAAAGGGAACUGAGAGAGGUGCAGUAUAUACGUCAACGAAAACCGGUAAGAAGGCAAAGUUUGGUACAUACUUCCUAGUCACUAGUCUCUCGUCUUCAGUAAUUUUUAUUUCGUUUGGUUAGCAGUAUCAAGGCCUGAAGGAAGUGACAUUGCUAGACCUUCUAAUCUCAGCCUGGCACAGUGUGGCUCAGGAUUUAUGAUAUCAAGUAGUAUGGAUUCCCAAUCGCCAAGUACAGCAUCACAAAUGCAAAACACCCAGAACACUGACUGUUCUCCUGGGGAGCGGUCAGAAAAAGAAGACUUAAAUGAUGAUUCAUCUACCGACUUUAAAGGUGAUGUUACACGGGACAAUUUGCAAGGAUGAUUUUUAGUGCAGCGCAGUGUUGCAAUGUUGGAACAAUGUUGCAACCAUCUGUAAUAAGGUUGCGACGCUCUCAAGUGUUUUGUGCUAAAAAUCGUCGUUGUGAAUGGAAGUUUUUUUGAGGUUUACCAUUAUGCAGUUUUAGGAUACAUUUAGCCUGCGAGCAAGCUCUCUGGAGCACUCUGGCGGUGGGGCGGGAAAAGGAAGGAGAGCUGGCGACUACGUCUCUUGAAUUUGAAUAUCUACAUCAAAAAAAAGUUGAGGCGAAAUGCUGAUUGGCGGGGAUGAUAUAAAUAUUUUAGUAAUGACGCAAUUACCCCUGGCACGUGUUUUCAAUGUUUGUUUACAUUUGCGCUCGUUUCUGCUUCUCGCUGAUUGGCGUAAUUCUGACAGCUCAGUUGACGGGGAGCCACAGGGGAAUUAGAGGUGGAAUUCAAUUUCCAGAGACGUAGGUGCAAGUUGCCUGCGUCACAGACGCUCUAAACUUUCUGUAUAAAAUAUUCAGAUCGUUUAGACGAGUGCAUGGGCCGGUUCAUGAUGCCCCCCUUCUUUGCACACGCUUUAAAAUUAAUGGGAAAUAAGGAAAUGUCACGGGUUAUUUUAAGAGGCAAACAAGUGAUAAAAUUUGCCAACACGAGUCAUCGCUGUCGAAUUUGUUUAUUCUCGAAAAAAUAGCAAUAAUCACUACAGCCAUAAUUUUCUAUAUCGUCUAGAAUAAACAAACUGGACUGCGAUUUCCUGUAUUGACAGAUUUUAUCACUUGUUUACCCCCAGAAGUAACGUGACAUCGCUUUUCUCCCAUAACCUGUGAACAGACUCUCUGUUUAGGGAAAAAAGAGUGAAGAAAGGGAAGGGAAAGGGGGAGGAGAGCCUGUAGACAAACAUUUGAGGCCGUUAUUCCGCCCUCUUGUAAUUAUCCUGCCGAUCAUCUGUCAUUAAGAUCGUUAUCUGUCAAUCAAUUUCGCACGUGAGCAACUCCUGGGAAAAUUAAUGGGAAAUGAGCGGUGUUUUGCUCCGUCUGAAAACAGACUGAAAUGGAGCGCGAGCCUCAUUGUCGAUUUUGCAAAAAGUCGUUGAUCUCCGGCAAGAGAAUUAAUACGGUGCCGGAGAAAUAAGACCUUGCUGGUUGACAGUGGUCUAGACAGGCAGGGAGGUCGUUUGGAAGGCACCCCGUGUCUCUACAGAGUUGGUCGAUGUAGAUGGUUGCAGGGCGACCAACCCCCUUUUACCAUGGUUAGGUGACCAGAGUAGAAGAUCGCUCGCGAGUUCUUGUUUUGCUCGGCAGCAGUGACCUGCAAAGCGCAUUCUUCGUUCACGUAAGAUUGUAGAAAUGUCAGGGAUGGGUCCAUGAAGCUGCAGUUUGGUUGAUCAUCUUAUAUACUGGUUUUGUUUCUAGUUGAUUUCGCAAAUAGCUACAACGUAAAUGACAUGAUGUCAUUAAAUGUAAUCCAGCUAAAGUCAUGCUCUCGUUUACCAAUAUUUUGAAACGUUCAUUCCUUAAUUGAGGUUUUAUUAUAUUCUUGAAAAUAUUGUUUCACAGAAUCAAUAAAAUUUCCAGACGCACUUCACGAUCUUGGUAAGGAUGAAAGCUUUCUAGUGGUUAGUUUAUACAAUCAAAGCUGCAUUAAGGGGCCACCCCAAGGCAAUGGCUCACUCACCGUUUUAAACAGGUAGACCGUUAAAUAUACAGGUUUGGCAAGCCCUUAAGAAUUAUUGAAGAAAAUAGAGACAGUGAAGGAACGAAAUGUCUAAAGACUAUCCCACGACAAAUUGACCUUAAACUGUUUCUUCCUCUUCUUGUGCCUAAAAAGGAAGUAAAAGGUCACUUGAUGCGCAGUGGAUGUUACACCAGUAUGGUACAUCCUCUCAAAGCGACCGUUUAAUAGAGGUGGAGGGGAAAAAAGAAUACUUUUUGGGACCUCGGAAAAGGUGGCCGCGGCGGCUUUACUUAGUUAAUAGAGGUGACCUCUUAAUACAGGUUAGCUUUAAAGUAAUUAAGGGAAACUAUUCCUGGAACUUUGGUAAGUGACCCCUUGAUAAACGAUUACCGCUUCGUACAGGUCCUCUUAAUACAGGUUCGCCUCUCAUGACAUUUCUGUAUGCACUUAUAUGAUUGUACAUUAUUUCUCACUGUCUUAGCUAUCUCCCUUUUUUAUUGACAUAAAGUUAAAAAUAUCUGCUUUACUUGGACAGAAAAUGUAACUUAAGGUGACUCGACCCAGUUUUUUUUUUGGGGGGGGGGGGUACCAUCCUACUUUAAAGCUCUCUGGUAUCCCACCUUUACUUUUAUCGUAAGUCUAACACAUAUAAUGGAUAACAUAUAGAUCAAUCUACAAUAUAACAUAAAAUUUUUGGCGAUUGGAGUAAAUGUCACGUGGUACCCCCCAAAAAACUGAGUCGAGUCACCUUAAGUGUAAAAUCAGCCUGUUCCCGGCGUUCAGAAGUAAUGCUGUUGUUGUUAGUUGAUGAUGAUGAUUAAAUAUCAUUAUGGUGGUAAAUCCUAGAGCAAAAGCUAUUGAGCUUUUUUAAACUACUUCUUCAGUAACCCUCGUUUGUUACUUGUCUUCUGGAAAACAUUUUGCGAUUUUGUUACAAAAAUUGACAUUCCUCAACUUUCGACAGUUUUUACGGAGUACCGUGAAGACCUAGAGCGACUCUAUGGUGGGCUUCCUCCUGGCUGGUGCAUAAGUGGCAGAGAUGUACCAGACAUUUACGAGGUUAUGACAAGGCAGUUAUCAAUGAAAGAAUCUCAUGAAAUUGAUGCCAUACUUGCGGCAUCAAAUCUCUCAGAGGACCAAUUUCGCCAUAUAAAGAGCAUAGCCAACAAAUCAGUUCCGGGAAAGUGGAAUCCACUAGAACUAAGAAUUGCACUGGGAUUAGUUGCUUUAGCACAGGUGCGGAUCUUCAUUAGUUACCCAUUAAUUACUGAUACCGUAUAAAAGCUUUGAAUAUUUUUUAGGAAAAGACCCAGCUUACCUAUGGUACCGUUUUAGGCUGAUUUCUCAUCAACAUGGAGGAAUCCCCAAAGUAAACAAUUUUACCGGGCAAGACUUGCAACAGUAGAUCAGCCCUAAUAUAUUUUGCAAAGGAAUGCAAUUUCGGAUCAACAUAACUGUUCAUUUUCUCGGAUUAACAUCUUUUUUUCGAGUGGUAUCUGCUGUAUUUGUUGUACAAGCCUCAGGAAAUACCAGAAAUUAGAUUUUUAAACCAUUUACGUACGACACGUAAACGCUGAAUCACUAUUUGUCGAAACCUCGGUCACCAUCACCGAACAAACUCUUGAAAACUAAACUUGGCAGGCCACGUUCAAAGUCUGUUUUGUGCUUGGUAUACUUGUAUACAUUUUGUCGAUCAACCAUCUGUUAUUUAAAAGUUCAUGCUAAUAUAGUCUGGUGUGUUUUUGUCAACAGAAAGGAAAGGAGAAUGAACAGCCCACUCUAGAAAAAUUGGCGGCCUGUAAGACAGUUCCUAUUCCCACCUUUUAUGGAGAUAUUGGGCAGGUACAUAUUAAGUUACCGUAAAACGGGCAGCAAUCUCGUACAACUUGCUUCGCCGUGUUGCUGCAAAACUAGUCGAAAAUCGAUGUUUUGCGUUUGACCACCCAAGAAUCAAAACUUUCUAGCAACAAAUCAGGUUGUUGCAGGUUAAAACGAAUUGGGGGGAGAGAGGGAGAAUGGAAGGAGAGAAGGAAGAGAAAUAUUCUAAGUCAAGGACCGCUUUAAACAUUCGACCUUGUCCUUAAUUUCUUAGGAGACUGAGAUUCAUUUUCUUCAAAUGACUUUUCCUUUUGCCUUACUAAGGCAUAUUACUGUUUGAAUCUGAUAUUUGUAAUAAAUGCGUUAGCUUUUGUUCGUUGAUGGAAGUGCAAGAGAGUAAACAAACCUUGAUAUCUCAAUAUUUCAAUUAUUUUUCAGCAACUUAUGACCAGCGCGGGAGACAGUGGUGAAGAAAGUGGCUGUUUCACAGAAGGUAAGGUCAAGGAACUUCAGCUUGGCUCAUACACUUGAUAUAAGUGCAAUUAUCUUUUGCCUAUGUAGCUUUCAGAAGCCCCUUGGACAGACUCAACUGUGUCAUAAGUUUAAAACUACCUCUUACUUUAGAUUGCUUUCCGUGAAGGAUCUAAAAGAGCCUUACUUUUUUUGUUUUUUAAUCUGGAAAAAAGUCUUUUCAAUUAUUAUCAUUGUAAAGGGCCCACCUUCAAAUAUAUAAAAUCUAUUCAAUUGUUUCGAUAAUUUUUUCUCUUUUGUUCGUGGUCAAGGUAAAGGGGUAAGAGAAUGAAUCCUAUAUAUGGGCUCUGUUCCUUAGGUGUCCCUCUAACUUUAUUUUUAGAUCUUCUCGAAAUUCGGAAAUCCUUGUAGCUCUAGCUAAUACGGCCAAUAACAUCUAAUUAUUUUUCUUUCACUUGGACAGAUACAAGUUUUUAAAAUGCGUCACACCAAUAGAUAUGGUUUGACCUUUUGAACCGUUCUUGUUUUUACUGCUGAUCAUUACAAGCUACGUCCACUCUUAAUGGAUUCAGAUUCCCUGCUUGAUCCUGUCUCCAGUUAGGGAAUAAAUCAGUGUUCACAGUUAGAUCUUCAUACUUGACGUAUUGACCUUUAAAUCUGACCAACUUACAACAAUAGCAUCGCCAAUAAUUGUAAUUCCCGGCAUUGCUUUUGAUCCUACUCUAUAAACUUUAAACCAAGGGAACCAAGAACAAGAACCUGAAGAAGAGCCUUCUAUUACCAUCAAGCCAGAAAGAGGUCCUGCUGAGGUAUGUUAAUAACCGCUCUCAUCGAUUGUGUACAUUACUCAACGAUAUGUGUUAAGUGUUAGUUAUUAUUGGAUCUUGGUUGAAAAACAAUGGAUAGCGUCCCCUGAUCUUUUAGCAGACAUCGAUUUUCAAUAGUUGUACUGUUAAACCCGGUUAAUAUGGACAUCGUAGGGACAUGCUAUAGUGUUAGUUUCAUCCGGGUGUCCUUAAUAAGCUGGCUCUCAGAAAAAAAGCGCCAAGGGCACAUGUCUUAUCGAUAUAGUGACUAAUACACUUAUCAAUUGAAAUCCUGACCCCCCAUCCCCACCCCAGGCCAAGGUGGGGGAAUAUGGGGAAUUUGUGUGGUAUUUGAGAGCACGGUUUGCCCGUGUGGGGUGGGUGAUUUCUCAGGAUUUGCUUUGCCCAUGCAUGCAUUGAAGUGGGGGAUUGAGGUGGGGAUUUGACUGGUGCCUAGUUUCCUCAGGGUUAUUUCUUCGGGAGACAUCCUCCUGGAAAUGCUGAGAAUAAACCUUAAAGAAAAUUCUUUCCAAUUUAAUGGAAAGCACUACCUACAAACCCAUGGUACUGCCAUGGGCACAAAGACAGCAGUUUCCUUUGCCAAAGUCACUGAGACUGUGUUUUUAGACACGGUUGUAUACCGGCAAGGUACAAGAUUCAAGGAAAAAUCUAUCCUUGACGUAAAGACAUUUUAAAAAAAACGGAAACUUUUCAGUACACACAUUUCACCUCUCCUCACCCGCCAAGUGUUAAAAAAGGAUUUUUCAAAGGAGAAGCCUUGAGAAUGCUACGAACAAACUCAUCAGAAACAACGUUUAAGGAAAAUAUUUCACCAGGAAAAUAUUUGACCAGAGGUUCAGGGUUCUCAAUAGAAGGCGGCACCCGGCGAUUAAUCGCCACUUACUUUGGGAUUUAUAGCCUCUUACUUUGUGUUUAAGUCGCUUUUCUUUGCUUUGUUUUGACACCUCUGGCUUUGCUGAAGAGCCUCCUACUUUAUCAGUGAUCACCUCCUACUUAAAAAUCUAUUGAGAACCCUGGAGGUUACCUACAUACUUUGAUAGAGAACGUACUAUCAGAAAUAAAAUUCACACAACGGGUCUCUGCACUCCUGAAAAAAACAACAAUGAGGAAAAAGAAAUAUUGCUUUUUGUGACACAAUACCAACCCUCAGUGUCUUCUAUAAAAGAAGUUUUAAUGAAUAAAAGGAAUCUUAUACAAGACCAACCACUACUUCGCCAAAGUUUUAAAGAACCACCUAUCACUUUCUAAAAGAAAGGAAUAAUGAUAUCAUCAAAUGUUAACACAGGAUUUCACGCCGGUAUAGAUGUGUGGCCUGUCACCCCUUGCAUUUUCCCCCAUUGACAUAUUAUAUCUAUAUGUUGGUCUGUUAUCAUAUUUGGCUUUUGCUUUAGCUACUGAAAUUUGUACACUAAAGAAGUAGAAAACUCGAACGAAAUGUUAAUAAAGUCAGUCAGGGAGCAACAAAGGUUUCCCCACCAGGGUGGGGUUUGUUAAGAUUUGCAAUGAUGUCAAGUAAAAUCCUCACCUUUGUCCGGGUGUGUGUUGGGGGAGGGGGUUCGGGAUUUCAAUCGCAUAAGCGAACGUUUCAACGAGAAUGCGUUGCGCUUUUUGUUGCUACAAACGAAAUUGCCUGGUGUCCCCUCAUUUCCCGCGAAUUUUGCAAUGCUGGCGUGCGUCUCACGAAAAAACUUGUUACCAAACAACGACGGCUCAAAAGAAAGAAUUAUAUAACUCAGUCUUUGUUUUAAGACUAGAGUUCAGUAAUUUGAAAACAAUUAAAUGAAUAGCAGUCUAAGUAAUGUAUAGGUCUUCUUUUCUUCCUGAAAGAAAUCUGAUCCCAAGAAAUUCAAGCGUAUUUUUUAAUGAAAAAAAAAAAAAAUGAUACGUCGCGUCUUCCUUUAUCUUGUGUCCCCCUGUUAGCCUGGUGCCAAAAACAUCUCUCUUCUUUUUUUUUAAACACAUUCCUGAUAAAUCAGGUAUUUCAAACUCGGAAAUAGCUUGUGAUACUUCAUUUGCAAGAAGUCUUGGCGAACCGUAGGUAGUCAAGUUGAGUUUUAAUCCUGAGGUCAACUAAUGUCAUGUCACCCUAAGAAUAGGGUUAUUAAAUUUUCUUCCUAUUUCUUUCAAAGGGGGGUACCCCCUUCAACCUAGUAUUCAGGGACAGACCGAUUCCAGAGUCGGAAUUAUUGUUGCUAGAAUUCGGAACUGGAAAUGUCGUGAAAGCUGGCCUUUUACCGACCUCAAACGGGAUUUGGUAUGGAUCUACUCCACGUAAGUGUCUGAUAUCAGUUGAAAUAAUUAGAUAUGUGCUUCUUGGUACAGUUAUAAUUAUUAGAGACCUUUAGCAUCAGGUAAACCGCAAACCUUAGUUACGCGUUUGCAGUUUCGCGUUUCCGAGAUUUCAAACUUUAGCAAGGCGUUCAGUUCAGUUCAGUUCAGUUCAGUUUUAUUUAGCCAAAAUAUGAUACAAUACAAGAAUACAUAUAGGAAUUGUAAUGUUGCAAGGGAGCCCAGAGGAAACCAGAAGGCUUUAUGAAGCCUGGGCUCACCAGUCUCAAAGAAAUAAGCAAAAUAAAAUGAAAUUCGCGGAGUGAUACGUUAAAAAUAGGAACUAAAGAGAGACUGAGUUAAGUUAUGAAUUCAGUAACAAGAUAGAAAAAAAAUUUUAACGCUGGAUUGGAACAGAAUACUUUCCUUUCUUAGUAUGGCCGAAAGGAGUACACAAUUGAUUUGAACUACGCGUUCAUUGUUUAGGGCCGCCAUGUUGUUUUCAUCAAGUCGAAGUUUAUCACUUUAAUCGCCCAAAAAUCUGCAAUAAUUCAUUGAUUCGAGAUCAAAAAUCCAACAAACACAUCGCAAACGGAUAUAAAAAGCUUGUUCAUACCUUUAAACGCGAGGCUGUACAAUUUUUUGUGGCAAAUAGCAAACGUGACCACGACCACGUGACAUUUUGCGGUUUGCCGUUUGCAGUUUCCGAUGAAAAACGUGAUGCUAAGGGUCUCUAAUGGAGGAAAUUAACCGGCCCUUAAAACAACUCGUUUUGUUGUUAAAAGUUUAGGCAGAUGCUCUAGGUAUUCCUUCCGCGUUCGAAAUCUUCCUGGUGAGUUUCAGAUGAGUUUUAAUUAUUGGUGGAACUGAUACCAUAAAGUGGAUUUGGUAUUUAAAACCUUUUUCGUGCUUUCCGAUUUAUACUGGAUCACUUUCCCAUACUCGCCUUGAUUGUAAGUACCACUAAUACGGUGGGUAUUAUGUGCGUCAUCUCAGGCUAGGCAACUUAAUUUAACCUCCCCCAAGCAACCUACCCUGUCUGUCUGUCUGGCUUCGGUUUCGGUUAAGGUGUACUUUUGUUCUACUCUAUAGCCUUUAACACUUCAGGAACUGUCGAAGUAGACGUUACAAUUACGACACCAGAUGGGUCUGAGGUGGGAAAAACAAGUUUCACCUACUUUCGGAAUGAGGUUGAUGAAGCUCUCCUUGUCCUUACCAAAGAAUGGUGUCGGUGGGAAUGUAACGAGCAACCGGCAAAUCCAGAAAGAGAAGAGAGCAGUGCGAUAUCUCCUUCUUUGGGUGGGUAUAAUUUUUGGUUUAUAUAUUCUCAGGUGGUUCUUUAAAAACGUAUAUGUGUCAAUCUGAAUGCCAGCAGCAAAUAACCUUUAUCUUACAAUAAAUCCCAUAUAUAAAAAGUACAAACCCUUUCCGAGCUCCCUAAACGCACAUAGACUUGUUUCUUUUAAUUAUCGUUAAAUCAGUGAAGAGAACCUGGAAGAGUUUGAAAGUUAAAGUUAUUUACUCCGCUUCUCUUUAGAACUUUUCAAGCAGGAAGGAAAAAAUUCAGUUGACAUUCUAAGACGCUUGGUUUUCACAGCAGCGCGGGUCGGUGCAGAGCAAUUCAUAAGAAUAAUCUUUGGCACUUCAAAUGGGCGUAUAAUUUAUGAAACGUGCAAAUCUGAGUCCCUUUUCCCCGAGGACAUUGCUUCUGCUAAUGGGCAUGACAGUAUAGCAGCAUACCUUAUUUCCCAAACUAAACG
Molecule: messenger RNA, 20035 nt
Organism: Porites lobata
Lineage: Eukaryota; Metazoa; Cnidaria; Anthozoa; Scleractinia; Poritidae
Source: the annotation of a GenBank genome assembly